AAAUUUGUAGUUUGAGCAAACCACACACUGACCAUCCAUUUGACUUACUCUAAUUAUGUGCGCAGAUUCAGAUAUCUUCCGCCAACCGCCAGCGUCUCUUCUCCGGCGAACUUGACGGAGGGACGGAAGCAGCAACAUUUUUUUUAUACAAAUUCACUUACAAUAUGAGUGGUUCUUCAUUUUUGUCUCAGUUUGCUUCUUCUGCUCUCAGAACUAAACCCUUAGGAAAAUCAUCCGACGUCCUCCGUUCGAACUCCGGUCAAGGUCUCGUCCGCCGUCUCGGACCGUUUGACUUGGUUCUUCUAGGCAUCGGUGCGUCUAUUGGUGCCGGCAUCUUCGUCGUCACCGGCACCGUCGCUCGUGAUGCCGGUCCAGGAGUUACGAUUAGCUUCCUACUCGCAGGAGCUUCAUGUGUUCUGAAUGCUCUAUGUUAUGCUGAGCUGGCCUCUCGCAUUCCUGCAGUCGUUGGGGGAGCAUACUUGUACUCGUACACAGCUUUUAAUGAGCUCACUGCUUUUCUUGUGUUUACACAUAUGAUGCUGGAUUAUCAUAUUGGUGCCGCUAGUAUAGCGCGGAGCUUAGCCAGCUACGUUAUUAAUAUAUUUGAGCUCAUACCAUCCGUCAAGGAUAAUAUUCCAAAUUGGGUUGGACAUGGAAGCGAUGAUAUCUUUGGGUUUAUUUCUAUAAAUCUAUUGGCACCAAUCCUUCUAGUAAUUUUGACUAUAAUAUUAUGCCGCGGUGUUGGAGAAUCUACACUCGUAAAUACUAUCAUGACCAUUACCAAGGUAAUUAUUGUUCUUGUGGUCAUCAUCGUUGGUGCUUUUGAGGUUGAUGCUUCAAACUGGUCACCUUUUGCUCCAAACGGUUUUAAAUCCAUGUUAACUGGAGCCACUGUAGCUUAUUUUGCAUAUGUUGGAUUUGAUGCGGUUGCUAAUUCAGCCGAAGAAUCUAAAAGUCCGCAGCGGGACCUACCAAUAGGAAUCAUCGGGAGCCUUCUUGUAUGUGUUGUAUUAUACAUAGGUGUUUGCUUAGUUAUUACGGGUAUGGUACCUUAUAAUUUACUCGGCGAAGAUGCUCCCUUAGCUGAGGCUUUUAAAUCCAAAGGGUUAAACUUCGUAUCGGUCUUAAUCAGCAUUGGUGCAAUUGCCGGGCUCACAACAACUCUACUCGUUGGCCUAUAUGUUCAGUCUCGCCUGUAUCUUGGGCUUGGAAGAGACGGGUUAUUACCUGCAGUAUUCGCUAAAGUUCAUCCAACGCGUCACACUCCAGUUUACUCUCAAAUCUGGGUUGGAAUUGUCGCAUUUAUUUUGGCUGGACUGUUAAACGUGUCUGUGCUGUCACAUAUUCUCUCAGUCGGAUCACUGGCAGGUUAUUCAGUUGUGGCAGCAUGUGUGAUGAAACUUCGUUGGGAUGAUAGUCAGGUUUCAAAGCGGAUGGAGGGUAUCACGUGCAUUACUGUGAUUGCUUGUUGCGGUUUUGUUGCUGGAAUUCUAUACCGUUACAGUGUUUCAUCUCUUGUGUAUAUAUUUCUUGUUUUACCCGUAGCUAUUGCAAUCUUUGCAGCAGCAGCUCUUCAAUUUAGACAGGUAUAUAGAGAUCUACCUGGCUUCUCGUGCCCAUGGGUUCCAAUAGUGCCUGCGGUUUGCAUCUUCUUUAACAUAUUCCUUUUCGCUCAGCUUCACUAUGAAGCAUGGGUGAGAUUUGUUGUCCUUAGCAUUGUCGCGGUCUUUGUAUACGCAUUUUAUGGGCAAUAUAAUGCAAAUGCUGCAAAUGACGAUGCCAUAUAUUACCAUAGAGUACCGGAAGUUGUAGCUGAAUGAAUCUUCUAUGCAUAUUGUAUGUGAGCAUUUGAUUCGUUGAGGUGUAUUGUUGUAAUCUUAUUUCUUCCCAUGAGCAAAAACAUAUGUGCUCAUAAUGUAAAAUCUGUAGCAUAUCAUCUUGUCAAGUUGAUUGGUAAAAUUUCUGUUAGGAGUGGUGCCUUUGAAAACCUGAAAUCUUUUUACAGCCUAUAGUGAUCAUUUUAUAGUAUGUAUGUGCAUCA
Molecule: messenger RNA, 2041 nt
Organism: Helianthus annuus (common sunflower)
Lineage: Eukaryota; Viridiplantae; Streptophyta; Magnoliopsida; Asterales; Asteraceae
Product: cationic amino acid transporter 9, chloroplastic
Exons: 8
Coding region: 165-1820 (551 amino acids)
Biological process (GO): transmembrane transport; amino acid transport
Cellular component (GO): membrane
Molecular function (GO): amino acid transmembrane transporter activity
Source: RefSeq, a predicted model, not a curated record